GGCGUGGUCAGCUCCAUUUUCUCUGUCUGUCCCGAAAAGACUGCACCAAACCACUGGAAUCAGGUUCACCUGGAGCCCAGCGGUGCACCUGUCGUUAAAAGUAGCUCACCUGCGCGUUACGUCGGAUUUACCUGCUGAUCAAAAUGUCUCAAUAGUCCCCGCUGAGCCGUGCAGUCGCGUCUACACAUCCACUAAACAAUAAUCAUGAGGAAGGGGACGCUGAAUUUUCUGGGUCGAAAGAACCAGUCUCUUUUCGACACCAAUAUCAAAAUCAGGGACAUGGACAAUGUGGAGUUGGUGCUGGAUGCACCAGCGAUCCCUGAGUCAGGGACUGCCAGUGUGCGGGCCAGACCCACCGUCAAACAUCACGCUGUGAGUAUUUCAUCAUCUGAUAGUUUUCAAGGGUUUGCCGUCCCAACACCCAAAGUCCCCCUUCUUCCCCAUGUCAAUGGUCCAAAGGCCAACGGUUCAGUCAGUGGAGAAAAGCUGUACAACGGAUCAGUGCCUGAUCUUGUGGAGGGGGAAAUAUUUGUUCCUCCCCCUCCCUCUAUGGCACCUCCACCCCCUCCAGGGACUUUUAUCCCUCCUCCAGACUUCUUGGGUGACCUAAACAGUCCAGACCUGGCAACCCUUCAGCCUCCUUCCAUGCCUGCUCCAAAAGCCCCUCCACAGACACCGGCCGUGGAGAACGAUCUAGGCUUCUUAAAACGGCCAACAAUGGCUCCACCACAGCCUCCAUCUACUUUGUCUACCGGCUCUGCGCCAUCCACGCCCAUUUCUAGUCCACCAGCGGCCAAAGUUCCCGAGCAUCCAAAAUUUGCCCCCCCAUUACCCCCUACUGAAAAGCAACAGAAGACUUAUAAGACACCACCUCCAAAGCCCAUUAGACUGUCCUCUAUGUCCAACCUUGACUCCCCACCACAGACUCCUGCACCACCUCCCCCUCUGCAUACACCCACGCUCUCCACCUUUAAUCCCCAAAACACAGCAAAGCUUUACAAUGUCCCUGAAACCUCACCUCUCAGCAGUCAUGAGAAUCGUGACACAAGACCCAAGCAGAUGUUACUCCUCGAAGAUUCUGGGUCCGGUAACUCUGCACCGGUGCUUGUCCAGGUGGAUGGGAAAGUGCCUAAAGUGGCUACACCGACUAAACCGGUAUCCAAAGAUGUACAGGAGCUGAAGGAGAACUUACAAAUAACGCAGCCCUCUCAACCACCCCUAUCUGAGCCAAACAAGGAGGCUAAAACAGGGAUAGGUUCAGCACAGCCAGAAAUAACCAAACUGCUCCCGACUACUCCUCAGAAGUCACCACAGCUUCUGAAAGUGAACAGUUCUCAGGUGAAUUCAGAGCCCAGCAAAGGGAACCUUGAAGGAUCACCAUAUCAAAGACCUAAAUUCAGUCCUUUAUUAGAUCGUAAACUACGCAGCCUGAAGAGUAGUGAAACCAACGGGGCACGAGAGGGGCCUGCAGCUUCCCCGCUGGCUCUUUUAAUGGCGGCUAAGGAAAGAGAUAAACACAGAUCAACUCACUCCCUGUCGCGGGAAAACAGUGCUGAGAAGAACGAGCAGCCAAGCGCAAGCAUUCACCCGAGUGACUCGAGUCCCAAUUCCUUUGUUGUCGUCCCAAGGUCAAAGUCGUCCUCUUCUCUUACAUCGCAAGAAAGAAUACAGGAGAGUCCAAGCUCUCUCAGUCCUGUGAAACAUACGCAAACAAUUCAGACUCCAGAAAAAUCCAGAAGUCCUGCAUCAAGUCCUGAUCAGAUGCCGUUUACCAGUCCAGCUCUCAAUAGGAUCACAGCAGCUGCAUCCCCAAGUGCAACGAACCUGGUUGAGCAGAAACAAAAUGCAGAGCAAAGCCCCCCAAAGACUCAAUCCGCACAGCCUGAGGAUAAUAAAGAGGAGAUAAGCAUGCCAUUACUCCCUCCUCCCCCAGAGUUUGAUGAUUUCGAGGAGAUUAUGAUGCCCCCUCCUUCCGUCCGUCCACCUGACCCUCCUGUGAAAAAGGCACCAGCACCUCCUGUGACCCUUCCACCUGCACCUCCGGCUCCGUCAACCCCUCCAAAACCCCCAGCAGCUCCAAAACUCCCACCUCCUGACAUCAAUAUCAAACCAAAGCCUCAUGUCCAGACAAAACCUCAAUCAGCCCCUCCUCAGCUACCAUCCCCUCUUUCCCCGAGUCAGGCCACACUCCUGAGCAUCUUACAAAAGAAGAUGUUGGAAAUGGACCACAAAAUGGCUCCGGUGAAGGAGGCAGAGCCUGGUUCUGAUGACUGGGAGGCCCCCUUGUCUAGUGAGGACAAUAAGGUCCCUGUUGUCCCCAAAGCCACACCACAAAGCAAGAAUUACCCUGUGGUCAACAAAGCAGCAACCCUGGACAUGAGGGAAUUGGAGGGAAAAGUGGCCAAAAAAUAUGAAACGUCCUCGGUGAAGGUUCCCACCAGCAACGGACCGUCAAAACAUCAGUAUGGUAUGACCUUUACAAUUCGGCCUGGAACCAAACAGCCUAUUACCCCGGUUACUAGAGGGGAACCUUAAAAAUCUGUGGAAAUUAGACACAUCUAUACAGCACACAUUCCAUGUGUUUGUAUAAUGUGAUUUUGCAAUUAGCAGGAGUUUGUGCAACAGGGAAAAAGCACUGAGUUACAGAAAUAUGGUUGGCAUGUUAAAAAUAUCUCAAAACAAUGGUGUGCUCAGUUAUGAAUGAUGUAGUCUGAAUGUAAUGCUCAAUCUCUGGAGGAUGUACUGUCACUGUCAAGUAAUCAGUUUCAGCGCCACAUGGGUAAUAUUCAUUGUAUAAGCAAAACCUAUUAAUAAAAUGCUUUUCGCUUAAGCUAUUCAUAGCUGUAAACUGCAAGCUGAGUGAAAGUGAAUUGACAUUAUACAGUAAUUUGUAGAACAUGAAAAGUCUUUGUGUGGAAUCUUCAUUGUAAAACACAAUAAUAAUGUAUGAUGUAAUUACUGUGGCCUGUAAUUUCAUGUCCCACAACUGCAAUAUUCUUUCACUGUUACAGUUUUGUAGGUCCACUGGGGCAAAGCCAACAGUUAAUUCAGACAUGUGUCAGAGCAUGCUGAUCUCUCAGUCGGAUUGUUUCUCAUAUUUAUUGUUCUCGGUAAUGUCUUUACAUUUGUAUAACAGUUAUUUGUUGAGGUAACAAUUGUGUCAGUGUAGCUGCACAUGUUGUUAUUGAUGUACAUAUUCGUUUGGAUAAGAUUUAAGAACUAUUGUAACAUGUUGUAUGUACAUGUUAGUUAUGUAAUCAAAAUAUUUAAAAUAUAUUGGUCAUAAAGCAAAGCUACACAAAAUGUUGUCCAAGUCCCUAACUGGGAAAUUUAUUCAAGCAUUAACUGCAUGUUUUAAUAAAUGUACUUGAGUUUUUUGUGCACAGAAUGAAGCUUUUGCGUUAGUAUUCAGAUGCCUUAAAAAUGUUACAGAAUGCUAUAUUGUUGUGUUUUGUCUUUGUUAUCUAUGGAGAUUAUCAGUUAAGCAAGAGACAAACACUAAAUCAGAAACUGACAGGUGAUGACUCCACGAGAACAAAAGCCUCAUUGAAAAGUGAAAACAGUGUGCAUGUGACACAGAUUCUUCUUCUUUUUUUCUUUUUACAAAAAAGGCUCGAUAAUUGUGCUGUAUUUUAUAUAAUAAGACGGGAAAGAGAACAGAAGCACCAACAUACUGUGAUCAGUAAUGUUAUAAUAUUGUUACAUCUUUUCUCUUUCGAGACUCAGGAGCUUUGUAGAUCUCAGUCUCAAUGUUGAAAUUCCCUUGUGAAAUGAAAAACACAGUUAAACUUGAUCUGAUAAUGUACACACCUUUUCGCACCACAUCAUACAUUCAGAGUGUAGUAAUUCAGUUGAAGGCAAAGAACAGUUAUAUAUGAUGCUUUCUGGAUUAAAUAUAUGAAAAACCUU
Molecule: messenger RNA, 3909 nt
Organism: Seriola aureovittata
Lineage: Eukaryota; Metazoa; Chordata; Actinopteri; Carangiformes; Carangidae
Exons: 5
Coding region: 205-2535 (776 amino acids)
Source: RefSeq, a predicted model, not a curated record